GUCAAUGCAUCCUCCUCCCCAGUGACAGAAAGGGGGCCAGGGUAUAAAAGAAGUGUAUGUUUCCUCAACAUUAACAGUUCACUCUCACAUCUUCACUCCUCGUCUUUCAACUGUUGGUAGUCUAGUCUCAGCUGUGUCCGUAAGAUCCGGAGCUAAGAUGACUUUCUACGAUGACAUUUACCCAUUCUACCCUCUACAAAGGACCUCCUUCAUCUUCAAUAGCAGCUUGCUAACUAUUAUCCUGGUAUUCCUUGUGCUAGCAGUCAGUCUUCUUCUCAUUCUGCCAGGGAUACGAGGGAAGUCGAGGCUGUUCUGGAUGAUUAGAAUAAUUAUCAGUUUGUUCAUAGGGGCGGUGAUAGUGGCACUCAACUUUACUGACAACUGGGCUGAGGCCAGAGUGACCACUAAUGCCACCUACAAGUCUUUCAGCAAUGCAGUGGUUAACGCUGAGAUCGGCUUGCACGUUGGACUGUACGGCAUUAAUGUUACACUAAAAGGGAAUCCUAUUGUACAGUUCAAUGAGACAAUUGACUACAAUGAGAUGUUCAGCUGGCACAACACUAUUGAAAAAGAGUAUGAGGAAGCUCUGGAGAAAGGGUUACCUAACCCCAUCCUGUACAUUGCUGAGAAAUUCACCCUCAGCAGCCCAUGUGGACUCAUCUUUCAGUACAGAUACUCUGGACGAUACGCUUCUGCAACACUCUGGACGGCAUUUUGCUGCUGGAUGCUCGCCAAUAUCCUCCUCUCCAUGCCGGUCAUUCUGUAUGCUGGAUACAUGAUGAUGGCCACCGCUGCCUUCAUCUUCUUCGCCAUGGCCUCCUUCUCCACCAUCAUGAAUGCGCCACAGUGUGUUUUCUCCAUAGGAAGUGACUCCUUUGAAACUGAUUACAGCCAUUCAUUCUGGCUGGCUCUGGCUACAGGUGUGCUGUGCACCCUCAUUGGGAUUCUGGUGGUGAUGUUAAACGUCAUAAUACCAGAGAAGAUGAACGAGGCUUUCAGCAUUGGUGUCGACAGUUAUGAAGAUGAGGACGGAUCUUAUGGGGAGGGGUACCUGAAUUCAGUUUUCCUUAAUGAAGUGACAACUUUACCAAUGACAUCAAAUGUCAAGGCGGAACAUAUAUGAAGCCGUCCAGGUUUCCCUCAGGGAGCUUUUCCAGAAAAUACUUGAAGAUAUUUUUGCUGAAUAUGUUACAGAUGAGUGUCUAAUUUCACAAUUGUUUAUUAUUAAUGUUUAUUAUCUAUGUGACCUUCUUAAGUGUUAUAAUUGAUUUAACUGUAAAUAGUUGUAAAGUUCAUUGUCAUGCUGCAGUAGUUGUAAGUACAAUAUAUAAAUGUAUGGGAUCCAUACAGUAUGUGUAUAUACACUGAUCAAUAUGGAAUAUAGAUCAGUCAUUGUUCAACUCUUUUUUCAUUAGCAAUUAACAAAUGUUAUGUACUAACUGAUAUUGAUUACUUUGAUGUUUGAUAGCCUCUUCAGGAUUUCUUGCAAUGCAUGCAUUUUGCCAUAACAACAACAUGUGGUUUAAUUAGUAUAGUUUCUGAGCGGUGUCAUCGGUUGAAGUAUCUAUCUUUCACAGCUUUUGAGAUCCAAAUAAAUGUGAAAACACGAGAUGAAGAAUGAAUACCAAACUGCUUGGAUAAGUACAACUGAUUCAUCUCUAAUCCAGGCUAAUGUACUUUAUGUUUUACAAAAUAAAAACAAAACAAACAUCAA
This is a messenger RNA of Micropterus salmoides (largemouth bass), 1714 nucleotides long. RefSeq names its product dual oxidase 2 (gene duoxa). Gene Ontology annotation, biological process: protein transport. Lineage: Eukaryota; Metazoa; Chordata; Actinopteri; Centrarchiformes; Centrarchidae. Gene Ontology annotation, cellular component: endoplasmic reticulum membrane. The coding region runs from base 158 to 1123 and encodes 321 amino acids. The record is from RefSeq and is a predicted model, not a curated record. The transcript has 8 exons.